Molecule: messenger RNA, 2084 nt
Organism: Siniperca chuatsi (mandarin fish)
Lineage: Eukaryota; Metazoa; Chordata; Actinopteri; Centrarchiformes; Sinipercidae
Gene: hs2st1a
Product: heparan sulfate 2-O-sulfotransferase 1a
Exons: 8
Coding region: 359-1441 (360 amino acids)
Cellular component (GO): membrane
Molecular function (GO): heparan sulfate 2-sulfotransferase activity
Source: RefSeq, a predicted model, not a curated record
GUCCAAUCCGGUUUGAACAGACAGUGAUUCUCGACGAAUAGAAAGCCUCAUCUGCUUGGUGGACUGUUGAUACAUCCAAUGGCCUAGGUGGUAGUAAUAGUCUGUCCGUGGUGCGGUGGUGAACACACUGGACGGGACAGGACAGCGCUACAUGGGGGACGCAGGCGACAGCGGCUGGUACCACCGCUCCUACACCCCGGAGGGACAAAUCCGCGCUCUGGAGAAAUCUCUAGGGCUUUACGACACUCUGCUAUUGGGAAUUGACUUGAUGAAAUAACCAAGCCGAGCAUGAACACAUCGCAUUUGAGUGUCUCCUCCUCUGAGCAUGGACUGACCAAAUCCCUCUCUGGAUGAUUUGAUGGGGCUGCUCAGAGUCAUGAUGCCGCCCAAGUUGCAGCUUCUGGCGCUGCUGGCGUUCGCAGUGGCCAUGUUCUUCCUGGAGAACCAGAUCCAGAAGCUGGAGGAGUCCCGGGGAAAGCUCGAACGAGCCAUCGCCAGACACGAGGUACGAGAGAUCGAGCAGCGGCACACGCAGGACGGCCUGCGAGAACGGGACUCGUCGGCCUCGUCGCUGUCCGAGAGCGAGGACGACUUGGUCAUCAUCUACAACCGCGUGCCCAAGACGGCCAGCACCUCCUUCACCAACAUCGCCUACGACCUGUGCGGGAAGAACCACUACCACGUCCUGCACAUCAACACUACCAAGAACAACCCGGUCAUGUCCAUACAGGACCAGGUACGGUUUGUAAAGAAUGUGACUGAGUGGAGGGAAAUGAAGCCGGCUUUCUACCACGGACACGUCUCCUUCUUGGACUUCACCAAGUUUGGGGUGAAGAGGAAGCCCAUCUACAUAAACGUGAUCCGGGACCCCAUUGAAAGGCUGGUGUCCUAUUACUACUUUUUGCGUUUCGGGGAUGACUACCGGCCCGGCUUGAGACGCAGGAAACAAGGAGACAAGAAGACGUUUGAUGAAUGUGUAUCAGCCGGCGGCUCAGACUGUGCCCCUGAGAAGCUCUGGCUCCAGAUUCCCUUUUUCUGUGGUCACUACUCUGAAUGCUGGAACGUGGGCAGCCAAUGGGCUCUGGAGCAGGCGAAAUACAACCUGGUGAAUGAAUACUUGCUGGUCGGAGUAACAGAAGAGCUGGAGGACUUUGUCAUGAUGCUGGAGGCCGCACUGCCACGCUUCUUCAAAGGAGCCACCGAGCUGUACAAAACAGGGAAGAAAUCCCACCUGAGGAAGACCAGCGAGAAGAAGCCGCCCACAAAGGAGUCGAUCGCCAAGCUGCAGCAGUCGGCCAUCUGGAAGAUGGAGAACGAGUUCUAUGAGUUUGCACUGGAGCAGUUCCAGUUUGUCAGGGCACACGCUGUCAGAGAAAAGGACGGGGAGCUCUACUUGCUGGCACAAAACUUCUUCUAUGAGAAAAUCUACCCCAAAAACUAAAGAGGCACAUGUUCGUAGAAGAGUUUGGAGAGGACACUUGGUACAGGCUCAGAUGUGCAGUCUGAGAUGAAAAAGAGAAGGAUAUUGAGACUAAUAGACUGCUGGUGACUGUGUGGCUGGUUUGUACAUGUGAUUGAGAAGAUAAUUUGGAGCUGCAGAACAUCUGCCUCUGACGCAGCGAUCAGACUGGUGACAGCUCUGUUAUUUACAUCUGUGCUAGCCAACUGGACGAGGAGCUCGCAUUUCGACAGCAGGUUGUGUUCCCAGCAGCCCCCGGGCCUCCACUCCCCUUCACUUGCAUUUAAAAAGGUCGUCUGCGCAGACGGCCUCUGCCGGCACCUGUCCAGAGGCCGCCUGUCCAGCAGCUGGUCAGAGCUCCACUCUUGAUUGAUUGGCUUCGCUGUUCUCAGAUCCAGACAAAACAUUUUCAUCGGCUCUGUACUGUUUGGUUGUGUUUGGUUGUAUUUUAACUCUUUGCUAUGGUUGUCUUUUGUAUGUGGUGAAACAACAUCUCCAUGCCUCACCACUACUACUAACUUAAAGAGAUUUUAAGUGUAAGAACCUGAUUACUAUGUUGUACUAUUGGACUUGAAUGAGAACUUUUGAAGUUUUUAUGAAAUAAAUAUCCUGUGACCAUGGACUA